This is a messenger RNA of Papaver somniferum (opium poppy), 1182 nucleotides long. RefSeq lists its product as uncharacterized. The transcript has a single exon. The record is from RefSeq and is a predicted model, not a curated record. NCBI's taxonomy places the organism in Eukaryota, Viridiplantae, Streptophyta, Magnoliopsida, Ranunculales, Papaveraceae. The coding region runs from base 1 to 1182 and encodes 393 amino acids.
AUGCAGGAGGCAGGACAAUCUCCUCUAUCUGAAAAUCUAUUAAAACUGUCAUUUCUAAGGAAAUGCUCUCUACAGACAUUCACAGCUCCGUUGACUGGAACAGGAGACACAGUCGAGCACCUCAGGACUUAUCGCAUGACUCUAACCCAAUGGGAUCACUAUGACGUAGUGUUGUGUAAGUUUUUUCCGGCAAGUCUAAGAGACGAAGCCUUAAUGUGGUUCAACAACCUGCCUAAAGUCUCAGUUGUAUCAUUUGCUCACCUAUCCGAGCUUUUCUUAGAAACAUACAUGCAUAAUAUCAGAGUACGAUCCCAAGUUGUUGUGCUGUUCCAGAUAUCCAGAGCACCAAACGAGUCACUCCGCUCCCUGGUAACACGAUGGAGAAAACUAUGUGAUAAGAUUGGAAAAGUCCCUGAAGCUUACGCAAUCUUAGGCUUCAAAAAUAGUCUUAGAAAGACAGACCCUAUAUUUGCCCGCAUCUAUGAAACCAUGCCAAAAUUUUUUGGAAAAUUAAGAGAAAUCCAAGAGGAUUAUAUAGCCUUGGAAGAACUCCAGGACGGAACUUAUGACAUGAUGGUAAAAGGAACUAGUAGAGGAGAAAAUGUGGUAGAACCACAGAAUCCCAAAAUACCAGCCCAAGGAGCAGGGCGAUCCAACAACGGGUCAACCCAGUUCGACAAAUAUUAUACUGGAGGAUGGAAAGGGCGAGACCAAGCCCAGCAAAAUAAGGGAAAGUUCGUAGACCCAGUCUACACGAAGCUGAACACCCCCAUAUCCGAGAUACAUAAGAAGAUCGACGGAAUGCAUAAAAUCACUUACCCAUGGAACAGAGGUCAGCAGCCAGAGCGGGCCAAAAAUAUAACUGAGUUCUGUGAAUUCCAUCAAUUCCAUAUCCACACGACAGACUCGUGUAGGGACUUGAAGAAGAUGGUGCAAGAAAUGAUCAAUGAAUGCAAGCUCCAGGAAUACAUUGCGCAACCAGCGAUCCCACCCGCUGCUUGGGUACCCAUACACCAUGUGGAGAUUCCUCGUGAGGCGCACUAUCUAGGGUGCAAUACAAUAUCACACUCGGAAAUCGUUGCCCCCACGCCUGAAGGAAAUAUUACAGGACGAAUUCACAAACGAAACUUCGCAGGUGAUGAAGUCUACAGUGUAUCCAAAGAGCCUCCGAUUGAGGAAUGA